Messenger RNA from Erythranthe guttata (spotted monkey flower), 2211 nucleotides. Its product is annotated as protein NRT1/ PTR FAMILY 2.11. Gene Ontology annotation, molecular function: transmembrane transporter activity. Gene Ontology annotation, cellular component: membrane. NCBI's taxonomy places the organism in Eukaryota, Viridiplantae, Streptophyta, Magnoliopsida, Lamiales, Phrymaceae. The record is from RefSeq and is a predicted model, not a curated record. Gene Ontology annotation, biological process: transmembrane transport.
CUACUAACUAUUGUCCGAAAAACCUCACAUCAUCUCUUAGUGCAUUAAAUGAGGUUGUCAAAAAUGAUUUCUCCAAUAAUCAAAGAAGCAAUCACAGAAAUCCUGGAAACCUCUGAAAUUGACAUAAAUCUUUUAUAUAUAUAUAUAUAGCUUGUAACCAUAGGCAAAUGCCAAGCCAAAGCACAUAACACACACUAGCAUUUUAGGUACAAAGAGAUAACCUUUGUUCUUUUUCUUUGCCAUAACAAUGGAGAAGAACAAAAUUAUUGCCCCCAAAAAAGAACCAAAUUACAGAGGAGUCAAAGCCAUGCCUUUUAUUAUCGGUAAUGAGACAUUUGAGAAGCUUGGAACAAUUGGAACAUCAUCAAAUCUGUUGGUUUACCUAACAACAGUUUUCAACAUGAAGUCUAUUACAGCUACAAAUGUUAUCAAUAUCUUCAAUGGAACUUGCAACUUCGGAACUUUGCUCGGCGCUUUCCUCUCUGACACGUAUAUUGGUCGAUACAAAACUCUCGGAAUCGCCUCCGUAUCCUCGUUCCUGGGGAUGGUUGUGCUUACAAUGACAGCAGCAUUUCCAAACCUACACCCACAAAAAUGUGGAUCAGAAGAAGAUAGCAUCUGCACAGAACCUUCACCAUGGCAACUCACAUUCUUAUUCAGCGCUUUCGUGUUUUUAAUAAUCGGCGCGAGUGGAAUUCGGCCGUGUAAUCUAGCCUUCGGCGCCGAUCAAUUCAAUCCCAACACAGAUGCAGGCAAAAGAGGAAUCAAUAGUUUCUUCAAUUGGUACUACUUCACUUUCACAUUCGCCAUGAUGCUCUCGUUAACGGUGAUCGUGUACGUACAAUCGAGCAUUAAUUGGGCCAUCGGAUUAGGCAUCCCUGCUUUCUUGAUGUUUUUGUCGUGCACGUUUUUCUUUGUCGGGACCAGAAUUUACGUUCGGGUUCUGCCGGAGGGCAGCCCCUUGACAAGUGUGGUCCAAACAUUAGUUGUUGCAUUUAAGAAGAGAAAAUUGGAUUUACCGGAACACCCUUCGGUAUCGCUUUUUAAUCACUUUCCCGAGGAUUCAAUUAACUCGAAGCUUGCUUAUACUGAUCAAAUGAGGUGUCUUAAUAAAGCGGCAAUUCUGACACUGGAAGACGAAAUUGACUCGGACGGAUCGGCAAUAGACCCUUGGAGGCUCCGAAGCGUGCAACAAGUCGAGGAGAUAAAGUGUGUUCUAAGAGUGAUUCCGGUAUGGAUUUCAGGAAUCGUGUACCUCAUUGUUUUAAGUUUAAUGCAGACGUAUUUAGUGUUUCAAGCCAUGCAAACCGACCGGCGGCUAGGGCGGUGGGGAGGCGACUUCAAAAUCCCCGCGGCAACUUACAACGUCUUCUCAAUGAUAAGCCUCACGAUAUGGAUCCCGCUCUACGACAGGGUCGUGGUCCCCGCGCUCAGGCGGAUCACGAAGCGAGACGAGGGGAUCACGAUCCUGCAGAGGAUCGGGAUCGGAUUCGUAUUCGCAAUUCUAACGAUGGUGGUCUCGGCCGUUGUGGAGAAUCAUCGGAGGGCGUUGGCCUUCACGCGGCCGACUUUAGGGUUUGUCGCGCGUCGGGGGGCGAUUUCGUCCAUGUCGGGCAAUUUGUUGAUCCCCCAGCUCGCAUUGGCUGGACUUUCGGAGGCGUUUGCGGUUAUCGGGCAAGUCGAGUUCUACUACAAGCAGUUCCCAGAGAAUAUGAGGAGCUUUGGAGGGUCGUUCUUUUUUUGCGGGUUCGCGAUGUCGAAUUAUUUGAGUAGUUUCUUGAUUUCCAUUGUUCAUAGGGCUAGUAGGGUUGGCGAAGGGAGUAAUUGGUUGGCUGAGGAUCUCAAUAAGGGGAGAUUGGAUUAUUUUUACUACCUUGUUGCUGGAUUGGAAGUGUUGAAUUUGGGGUAUUUUUUGGUUUGUGCAAAGUGGUACAAGUAUAAGAGUAUUGGAGAUAGCAAAAUGGAUCUGGCAUUGGAGGAAAUUGAUCCUAAGAAAGGAGUAGUUUAAUUAGUUCAUUAAACUAUGUUAGGGAUUAUUAAACCAUGUGAUGAGAUUUGAAGAAAUUUGAAUAGAGAGAAGGGUUAUAUGGUCCAAGUUUAUCUCAAUUUUAUUGAAUGAAAAUAUUAUUACUUAAUAUAUUGUAGCAAUUAUGUAGAAAUUUGUAAACAUUGCAAAACUGCUUUGAUGUUUUUAUGGAUUCAUUUCAUAAA